AUGAGAUUAUUCAUCUUCCCUGGUAACGGUCCUGAUUCUGCGUCCACCCAACCUUUCCCAGCUAAACUAAAAUCCAAAGCCAACGGUGGUGCUGUUUUUCCUCUACAAAUUACACGGUAUGAUGAUUUCAUCAGCUUCAGAGGUGAGGAUACACGCGCAAGCUUCACUUUCCAUCUUUUCAAAGCCCUGUCCCGAAAGCAGAUAGUUACAUACACUGAUGACUUGCUUCACGAAGGAGAUUCGAUCACGUUCCUCCUCCUCAGAGCAAUUGAAGAGUCUUGCCUUUUGCUUGUUGUAUUCUCAGAGAACUACGCAUCCUCAAAGUGGUGCUUGCAAGAACUGGUUAAAAUAAUGGAGUGCAAGAAAGAAUUUGGACGGCUUGUUAUACCUGUCUUCUACAACGUUGAUCCAUCACAUGUAAGGUAUCAGCUAGGAAGUUACAGUGAAGCGUUUAAAAAACACUUGCAGAAUAACAAGAAGGCGGAGGUUCAGAAGUGA
Messenger RNA from Arachis duranensis, 498 nucleotides. Its product is annotated as disease resistance protein RPV1-like. The coding region runs from base 1 to 498 and encodes 165 amino acids. The transcript has 2 exons. Gene Ontology annotation, biological process: signal transduction. NCBI's taxonomy places the organism in Eukaryota, Viridiplantae, Streptophyta, Magnoliopsida, Fabales, Fabaceae. The record is from RefSeq and is a predicted model, not a curated record.